This is a messenger RNA of Malania oleifera, 2105 nucleotides long. RefSeq lists its product as uncharacterized. The transcript is spliced from 7 exons. NCBI's taxonomy places the organism in Eukaryota, Viridiplantae, Streptophyta, Magnoliopsida, Santalales, Ximeniaceae. Bases 399 to 1796 code for a protein of 465 amino acids. Gene Ontology annotation, molecular function: zinc ion binding; nucleic acid binding. The record is from RefSeq and is a predicted model, not a curated record.
GCCCUAGAAGCGAAAAUCCGUUGGGCCCAAAAGCCAUAAAAAUAAAUCCAACCCAAGGCUGGCUUUUAGAAAUCCAGAUGGAUUUCUUCCCUUCUGAAGAGCCAGAUCUGCCGACUCCCAAACCUCACCCUCGACAGCUUUUCUCCCCGACCCCUUACCCUCUUCCUCGCCCUGGACCUGUGUCGCAGCAUGUGAAACGACUUCCUCGACCUCUUUCUCGUGCUUGACCUGUGCAGCAGCAUGUGAAGAUGACUUCCUCAACUCUCUUCUUCUUCUUCUUCUCCUUCUUCUUCUUCUUCUAAGCUCUCUCUUGCUGUCUUUCUUUAUGCAGAAAUCCUCCAAAUUUUGUGUCUUCACUCACUAGGUACCUUUUCUCUUUCUCCUCACUACCUCAUCCGAUGAUGGCAAGUAGGUCAGAUCUAGACGUCGAUGAUGACUUCAGUGAAAUUUAUAAGGAAUAUACUGGUCCUCUGGGAUCUGCACCUGCAAAUUCACAAGAGAGAGUGAAAACAAAUAAAAGAUCCCAUGCAGGUUCAGAUGAAGAAGAGGAGCCUCAUGAUCCAAAUGCUGUUCCAACUGAUUUCACUAGCAGAGAGGCUAAAUUUUGGGAGGCUAAAUCUAAAGCUACUGAGAGGAAUUGGAAAAAAAGAAAAGAAGAGGAAAUGAUUUGCAAAAUAUGUGGCGAAUCAGGCCACUUUACUCAGGGGUGCCCGUCUACUCUUGGAGCAAAUCGCAAGUCUCAGGAUUUCUUUGAAAGAGUUCCUGCAAGAGACAAGCAUGUGAAAGCCCUUUUUACCGAGAAGGUUAUUCACAAGAUUGAAAAAGAUAUUGGCUGUAAAAUUAAAAUAGAGGAGAAGUUUAUCAUUGUGAGUGGCAAGGAUAGGUUAAUCUUGGCCAAAGGCGUGGAUGCUGUUCACAAAGUGAUCAAGGAAGAAGGUAACAAAAGGGGAUCAUCUAGUUCCCAUGCAGCUAGAUCUAGGUCGUCUGAACGGAGCCCUGUUGGUUCACGGUUGGGACGCUCUGAACCCUUAAGGCCUUUUUCUAGCCCACAAAACACAUCACAGUUCCAGCAGAGGUCCAGCAGGCAUGAGAAAGCUGUGGAAGACCGUGUUCGUGAGGAUCUGCAUAAAUUAUCAAGGGGCUCUCCACAAGCUUAUGGUAAUGAUGGAGCCAGAGGUCGUUCAAGCCGUUCAAAGUCUCCAGCACGUGGCCCUUACAUGGGUAACGACUAUAAUUCGUAUGAAAAUCAUACUGAAACCAUGGGGAUCUACAGAACUGAUGGAUGGGAUACUGAGAGACGAGGAUCCGAUAUCCAAUCUGGCCGUAAGUUUGAACACUCCACCUUUCCCCAGACAAUAGAAGAAUUAGAGCUGGAAUAUAAGAGGGAGGUGAUGGAACUUGGAAGAAUUCGAGACAAGGAAGAAGAUGAAGAGAAUUACAAGCAUCGGGAGGCUGUCAGGGAAAUGCAAGAAAUUUAUAUGAAGAAAUUGACUAUUUUAAGGGGCACUCAAACUAAACAGUGGGAAGAGUUUCUUCAGCUUGAUGCCCAAAGGCGGCAGCGUGCUCGCCAACAAAUGCCCACUUCGGGGUUUGGUGGUUAUAAACAGCCCAAUUUUGCUGACUAUGAUGGUUCUUUGGCAAACCCUCACUAUGCAGCAGCCAAUUUUCCUAUGGAUCCAAGGGGCAGGUAUUCAAAUGCUAUAGAAGAUUAUCCUUCAUCAAGGCCUCAUGACACUUAUAGUGAUUUCCAGCGGCCAAGGCGAGAUGAUUUUGGGAAAUCUUACAAUCGUUACUGAAUCGGUUUAUCAGAAUUGAGUGGGGGUCCAGAUCUUGGUGGACAUGGGUGAUGCACGUGGAGCCUCUAAUCUUAGGUAAGUAUGUUAGCCAUGCUACUGGAUUUGAGAAGGAAGCAUGGUGGGGGUAUUCACAUAUCAGGACAGUUUCUUCCGCUUUUUGUUUGGUGGUUCUGUUUUGUUUCCGAAUGCGGGUGUGAACAAAUGACUUGGUUAAAGGCUUAAAGCUGAAUUGUGGUUGAGAAUCUCUCGAGAUACUGUUUUUUUUAGUGUUUGGCCAAGCCCUGAUUUCAGCUUUUGGUUUGCUGGAUA